UUAAAUGUUAUUAAAAAUAUUAUAUUAUCACUACAUUAUUAUUAAAAAUUGUUUACUAAAAAUUUAGUUUUUUUUUAUAAAAACAUUAAAACAAUAUAUAAUAAAACACACAAAAAUCAAACAAAUGAAGUUAACUAUAAUAUGUUGUUCAUUAAUGUUUAUUAUUUUGUCGAUUUUAUUAUUUGAUGCUGAUGGACAAAAACCGGGGUCACCAGGAGGCAAACCAGGGACACCAGGGGGUAAACCGGCAACCCCUGGCGGUAAACCGGGUACACCAGGGGGUAAACCGGCGACACCAGGCGGUAAACCGGGUACACCAGGGGGUAAACCGGCGACACCAGGCGGUAAACCGGGUACACCAGGGGGUAAACCGGCGACACCAGGCGGUAAACCGGGUACACCAGGAGGCAAACCAGGAGCACCAGGAGGUAAACCGGGAACACCAGGCGGUAAACCAGGGACAUCAGGAGGCAAACCAGGAGCACCAGGAGGUAAACCAGGAGCACCAGGAGGUAAACCAGGAGCACCAGGAGGCAAACCAGGAGCACCAGGAGGCAAACCAGGAGCACCAGGAGGCAGACCAGGAGGCAAACCAGGAGGAAGACCAGGAGGCAAACCCGGUGGCAAACCCGGUGGAAAACCUGGAGGAAAACCUGGUGGUAAACCAGGUGGUCAACCUGGCGGUGGUAAUGUACCACCGAAAAAUAAUUUUGUUGAAAAUAUUUAUAGAUUUGCAAUAACCAGACGUCAUCGCUACUAUAAACUACUCGUAUGGAGAAUCUGUUUCAAUAUUGGUCGCCGAUGUUUUCGUGUUUGGUGUAAUCAACCGUAUUGUCAAUCAUUUUACUGGCAAUGUAUGAGAGGUCAGGGUUCGUAUCCGUUUAUAAAUCCCCAACAAAACAAUAAGUGUGGUAAAGGCGGUGGUGGGGGUCGGGGACGGGGUCGGGGUGGAGGUGGUAGACGUCGUGGCGGAUGGCGUCGUGGGGGUGGAAGACGUGUUAGGGUUUGGGGCUAAAAUUAAUUCCAACAACCAAAUCAAUAUAAUAAAUUAUUUUAUUAGUUAUCAAAAUAUU
Messenger RNA from Oppia nitens, 1073 nucleotides. Its product is annotated as translation initiation factor IF-2-like. Lineage: Eukaryota; Metazoa; Arthropoda; Arachnida; Sarcoptiformes; Oppiidae. The record is from RefSeq and is a predicted model, not a curated record. The transcript has 4 exons. The coding region runs from base 125 to 1015 and encodes 296 amino acids.